AUGUCGGACCUCCAGUACAGGCCAGGCGGCUCACUCAAGCUCAAAGGAGGAGAUGAUGGCGGGAAAAAGAAGAAGAGCAAGAAGAAGAAUCCGUCCAAGCUGGCACUGACAGGAGAUGAGCCGGUCAAAUCCGACGCAUUGCUCAAAGCCCGUGAAAGCGAUGAUAAGCGUGGCUCACCGUCUGCUGGAGGGAGCGGUUCAGCCACCCCUGUAAAGACAGAAGCCGAGUUGAGAUUUGAGAAGAUUCAGCGAAGAAGGCUCUUAGACAAGGUAUCCAAGAUGGCUAGCAAGACUCAUAAGGACCGCGUCCAGGAGUUUAACACCAAGCUCGAGCAGGCUUCUGACCAUCACGACAUCCCAAAGGUCGGACCUGGAUAA
Serendipita indica DSM 11827 is the source of this 378-nucleotide messenger RNA. The record is from the annotation of a GenBank genome assembly. Lineage: Eukaryota; Fungi; Basidiomycota; Agaricomycetes; Sebacinales; Serendipitaceae.